Molecule: messenger RNA, 1649 nt
Organism: Paramisgurnus dabryanus
Lineage: Eukaryota; Metazoa; Chordata; Actinopteri; Cypriniformes; Cobitidae
Product: interferon-induced protein 44-like
Biological process (GO): immune response
Source: RefSeq, a predicted model, not a curated record
AAAGUAUAACAGUGGACUAUAAAAGUCUUCUACAGUUGUUCACUGCAGCUUAACCGAAUCAACACAGCACAAACUACAGCUAAGACAAUCUUCAAGUCUUCAGAAUAAACACAGGUGAUAAACAACAUAAAAAUGGGGUCAUCAGCAUCAACGCCUGCACCACAGCCUUCCCCACCACCUGCACGAAAGCCUUCCCCACCACCUGCACCAAAGCUAGAGUUUGAUAAACCAUGGAGGAACUUUAAAUGGGACCAGAAAGAUGCCCUGAAAAAGUGUCUAGAAGAAUUCACUCCCAGUAAUCCAGAUGUGAAACACAUCCAAAUCUUGGUUGUCGGACAAAUUGGAGCAGGAAAGUCCAGCUUUAUAAACUCCGUCAAUAAUGCCUUUGAAGGACGGAUCACAACAAGGGCACUAGUUAAUACAGCUGGUGCCGAUAGUACAAGUUUCACAAAAGAACUCCAAGGAUACUGCAUCACAAGUGGAAAUAAGACUUUGCCCUAUAUCUUCAGAGACAUAAUGGGCUUAGAAUCUGAAAUUUUGGCUGGGGCAGAUCCAGAUGACAUUGUUAAAGCUGUGUUUGGUCACUUGAAGGAUGGCUAUAAAUUUGGCAAUUAUGACUCGCUGCCUGAAGAGGAUCAGAAAUAUAACAGUAACCCCAACCUCUCCGAGCAGUCUUUCUGUCUGGUGUACAUCGUAGCUGCUGAUACAGUAUCAAUGACAGAUAACAAACUUAUUGACAAGUUGAAGAUCAUCCGCCACAAAAUCAGUGUUAAGGGGAUUCCUCAAGUAAUUGUCAUGACCAAAGUAGAUGAAGCAUGUCCCCUGGUGAAGAAUGAUCUAAGGAAGAUCUACACUAGCAAAAAAAUUGAAGAGAAGAUGCAGCUUUGCUCUCAAAAGAUUGGUGUACCAAUGUGCCACAUUUUCCCAGUGAAGAACUGCCAUAAAGAGAUUGACACUGAUAAUGAUACUGAUGUUCUGAUUCUGAAAGCACUGGAGCAGAUUGUUCAGGUGGCCAACGACCAUUUGCUUAAUAGGUGUGGCCACUGACAUUAAGAUUUACACUUGCAAGAAAAUCUAGGAGAAGAUGCACAUGUGCUGUGCCAAGAUUGAUGUACCAGAUGUGCAACAUCUUUCCAGUGAAGAACUACCAUGAUGAGAUUGUUAAUGAUUGCUUAGCUAUACUGACAAAAACACAAUAUUAAUGCAUAAAUAACUAACAACUUAAAAAAAAAAUGUUUCAUAUAAUGCGUUUGAAUGUUUGCCUGUGGGAAAAAUGUUAUGCCAAAUUCUGAAAGAUUUAAACCUUCAUUUAAAUAGUAUAAGAUCUAUUAAAAUGUCCAAACACACAACAGUUGUUAAAUUAUUUUAUUUUAUUAAAGGGGGCACACUUCACAAAACAUUUUAAGAUGUAAAAUAAGUCUUUGGUGUCCCCAGAAUGCUUAUGUAAAGUUUUAGCUCAAAAUAUCCCACAGAUGUUAAAACUGCCAUUUGAUUUUUAUAUUGUAUGCAUUUCUUAAAUGCUAGAGGCUGUUGUGUUAUAAUAUAUAUGAUUGCGUUUUGAUAUUAUCAAUGUUCUGUUUUUAUUUUAUUUUAUUAAGUUUUUGGAUUGUUGUUUCGCUUGUGAAGCACUUGGUGUUUAAAGGAGCUAU